Adineta ricciae is the source of this 1188-nucleotide messenger RNA. NCBI's taxonomy places the organism in Eukaryota, Metazoa, Rotifera, Eurotatoria, Adinetida, Adinetidae. The record is from the annotation of a GenBank genome assembly.
AUGGACACUUUGAGCAAGAAUACGAAUACAAAUUUAAGUUCGUCUUUCAAAGAUGACGAUACGAAAUCGAGCAGUAAUGUUCUUUCGAACGAACAUUAUGACCUUAAACUCGAAAAAAGUAAUAUUCUCAUGCUCGGACCAACCGGUUCAGGUAAAACACUUCUUGCUCAAACAAUCGCAAAGUGUUUGGAUGUACCCUUUGCUAUUUGUGAUUGUACAAGUCUGACACAAGCUGGUUAUGUUGGUGAAGAUGUCGAAUCUGUCAUUGCAAAAUUGCUUGAAGAUGCUAAUUAUAAUGUUGAACGAUGUCAGCAAGGUAUUGUAUUUUUGGAUGAAGUUGAUAAAAUUGGUAGUGUGCCGGGUGUUCAUCAACUCCGUGACGUAGGAGGUGAAGGUGUACAACAAGCAUUGCUAAAAAUGCUUGAAGGUACUAUUGUAAAUGUUCCGGAAAAAAAUUCUCGAAAGAUGCGUGGUGAAACGAUUCAAGUGGACACGACAAACAUUUUGUUUGUCGCAUCGGGUGCUUAUGCAGGUUUAGAUAAAAUCAUCGGUCGACGUAAGAAGGAGAAAUAUAUUGGUUUUGGUUCAACAUCAAAUGAAACACCGUCUCGUCGACGUGCGACACAACUUGAUCUGCAGGAGCAAAAUGAUAAUAAUAACGAGAAGGUGAUUAUUGAAGAAAACUUAGAACGUGAUAAACACUUACAAGAAUGUGAAUCGAGUGAUCUCAUUGAAUUCGGUAUGAUUCCGGAGUUUGUUGGAAGAUUACCUAUAGUCGUGGCAUUUCACAGUUUGAAUGAAGAUAUGCUCGUUCGUGUUUUAACCGAACCGCGGAAUGCAUAUGUACCACAAUACCAAACACUUUUUCAAAUGGAUAAGGUUCAAUUGGAUUUUACGGAUGGUGCUCUUCGUUCAAUUGCGAAAAAAGCUGUCGAACGUCGUACCGGGGCUCGUGGUUUACGUUCAAUACUAGAACGUAUUUUACUUCAACCCAUGUUCGAUAUUCCUGAUUCUGACAUUGUCGGUGUUCGCGUCGACGAAGAAGCAGUCAAAAACAAUAAAUGUCCUGAGUAUAUUAGUUCACGUCAGGCAUCAUCAACUACCGAUGAGGACGAGAUGUUCUCAAAUUCAGCUGACAUCAAGCAGAAGCAAACUCAUGAUAAUAAAAUUUCCAUCCCAACCGGUUGA